UAAUGAUUCCGCCUCUUCCGCCUUUUUAUCCAAUCGUAGCCAUUCUUAGGCAUUUGCCGCUAAAACUAAACUCCAUCCCGUCAUUUCCUUGUGCAUUGCAGUCAGUCAGCUACGGGUCGGAGCGUGAACUAGCCGAGAAGAGUGUGAACUCUGAACAUGGGCAUCCCUGGCCUACUGCAGUUCAUCAAAGAUGCAGGAGAGCCAAUCAAUGUGAAGAAAUAUAAAGGCCAGACGGUGGCUGUAGACACAUACUGUUGGCUUCAUAAAGGAGCAUUUUCAUGUGCUGAGAAGCUCGCUAAAGGAGAACCAACUGAUCAGUAUGUAUGGUACUGUAUGAAAUACGUGGACAUGCUGUUUUCCUUCAAUGUGAAACCAAUUCUAGUAUUCGAUGGACGUAAUCUACCUUCAAAACGAGAAGUGGAAAAGGCUCGCAGAGAGCGUCGAGAAGCAAACCUCCAAAAAGGCCGGCAACUGCUACGAGACGGCAAACUUUCUGAGGCCAGAGACUGUUUUACCCGGUGUGUCAACAUCACUCCAGCCAUGGCACAUAAUCUGAUUAAGGCCGCGAGGGCGAGGGGAGUAGAUUGUGUCGUGGCCCCAUAUGAGGCUGAUGCUCAGCUAGCAUACCUGACCAAGUCUGGUUUGGCUCAUGCAGUCAUCACGGAAGACUCUGACCUUCUGGCAUUUGGCUGUAAAAAGGUGAUCCUAAAAAUGGACAAAGAGGGAAACGGCCUGGAGAUUGACCAGUGCAACCUUGGUCGAUGUCGCUCCCUGGGCAACGUUUUCACGGAGGAGAAGUUUCGCUAUAUGUGCAUACUCUCCGGCUGUGACUACCUGGCCUCUCUGCAUGGUAUUGGCCUGGGCAAGGCCUGCAAGCUGCUGAGACUGGCAAAAGACCCCGAUAUCCUUAAGGUGAUCAAGAAAAUGGGCCAGUACUUAAAGAUGGAUCUCGCAGUCCCUGAAGAGUACAUCGAAGGAUUUGUCCGAGCCAAUCAGACCUUUCUUUACCAGCUGGUAUUUGAUCCUGUCAGCAGGAAGAUUGUCCCCCUCAACCCGUACGCAGACGACAUCAACCCGGCCACUCUCAGUUAUGCUGGAGUGCCUGUCGGAGAAGACACAGCCUUGCAGAUGGCCUUGGGGAACCUUGACAUCAACACAAUGGAGAAGAUUGAUGACUUCAACCCAGACAAUCCUAAGACACAGCCCGCAAAACACCGCAGUCGCAGCUGGAAUGAGAGCAGGGUCCCCGGUCCUGCUGGGCUCAGUAUUUGGAGUGGUAGCGGGAAGGUGACGUCGAUUGCACCGGCCCAGCCUUCUGCCUCCCCUGACAGGCCCCCGUCCACCAGGGGGAAGGAGAGAGUCAUCAACCUGGCUGCGGUCAGGCUUCCCUGCAAAACCGUGCAAGUGAAGAGACCGCGAGAAGACAGGAGUCUAUCAGAUCAAGAUGUUCUGCAGCAGUACUCCUCCGUUGUGAAGCGAUCCAAGUCAGACCAGCAGCCAGAAACGCAAAAGUUAAUACCAAUCGGUCAGCCACGGCCACGCAACCGCUUUGCCACACUCCUGCAGAGGAGGAACCAGGAUGUCGAUGACGAAGACCAGGCCAUGAGCAGCAGAUUCUUCAGCAAUUCCAGUUCAGCUGCCAUCAAUAUAAAGGAAUCUGCUCAGGUGGGUUUCGGUCAGAGUGUGGGGCCCCAAGCUACAAGCCCUCUUGAGCACACUUCCAUGCCCGAGUGCUCAGAAGGGCCCGAAGCCCCAAGCGUGGAAACACCCAGCCCACCCACUUCUCCGAAUCGCACUUCCCCCCAUUCAGGCAGUCAGGGCCUCAGACUCUUUAACUGGUCAGACAGUUCGCCCUCGACUGAUCGAUCACAGACACUGAAGUCUAGUUUAGGCCUGGAUGGCCUGCAGCAGUUCCAGUAUAAGAAGGACCGUCUCUCCUUAUCCACUAAGUCCUCAGUUCACAGAAGCCCAAAAGAGGAGGACAACCUCAAAGUCUCUCUUUCUUCCCAGGACAGCGCCUAUUUUUCCCAGUCCCAGCCUUCCCUUGUUUCUUUAUACAAAGACGAAACACCCCACUGCGGCCACAACUUCUCCCAUUCAGUGCCCGAAAUGGAUUCUGAGUCCGAGCAGAGUCCCGCGUGCUCCAACGAUGCCGAGGAUACAUUUGGAUUGAUACAAUUAAAGGUCACAGGUCUGUCGAAGCCCAAGAAGCUUAAAAGUCUGGUUAAAGCCACAAAGGUGCACGCAUUGGGCCCAGCAAGGGCCAGUGGAUUGAGGAAGAAAUCCUCCGCAAACAACGAGAACAACCCUAGUUUCCAGGCCACCAUCAGUAGUCUGUGGAAAAAUUACAGCUUCAAAAAGUAACUUUUUUUGUAUUUUUGGGGGGGGGGGGGGGUCAUGUUUUUAAGUAAUAGAAGAAUAGUCUUUGAAUGCAAAACUGAUCGCACUGGACAUGAACCCUGCUGGAUUGGAAGCCAGAUUGGUCAAAUGUCGAGAUUACCUGAUUCCGACUCCAUUUCUGUAAACAGACUGGCAUUUUGACUGAUCGUGGCUGUGAUGCUUAUAUCCAUGACUUAAGUUUCUGUUGUUGUAAAAGAGAAAAAAAAAACCCUUGUAUUUGGGGGUUUUUUUUUUUGUUUUGUUUUUUUUUUGGAGACACCCAAAAUAUGAUGUCUUGCAAGAAAGGAGACCCGAUGUCUGCGCUUGAAUGCAAUCUGUUGGCUAGUUCACAGCAAACAAAUGCCUCACAAUCAGGCACCUCUGGUGCUUGUUAUGAAUAGUUCACAUAGUGCUCAGCACUUUUUUUUUUUUUACACAAUAAAGUUAUUGUAUGUUUUGUCUAUCAUACCGUAAACACUGAAGGAAGUGGGGUGGCAUAGUAUUUUUUUGCAGUCAAAGAAUGUGUCAGGUAGUGGAAGUGAUUGAGUGUUGACAGAAAAUUCCCGGCCUGCAUGCAUGCACAACAAGAUUGUGGCGAUAAUGAUUACGGUUGGUUUGGUAUUUCGAAGGUUUCCUCACAAGUCUCUGUGGGAAUGACUGUAACAAAUGAGCUCUCAAAUGAAUUGAAUGAAUUUGAAGUCCUACUUAACAGAUGGGGUGGUGUGAAAUAGGACUGGUUUAUUUUCUGAUCCAUUUUGCACGCAAGUAAAAUGAAUCUACCUCCAGAUAUUCAGUGGGAUUUGAUAUUUACUGAUAUAGGCACCGACCCCCUGUUUGCUACAAUGAGUUUUUCAUGCAGGCUGUUUGGGGUCAAUGUUAGUCCUGGGCUAAAUUAUCAUCAGAGUCUAGCCAGUUUGUACAAGUGCACAUUGAGGCACAUUAUUUACACAGAUUAAAAAAUAAAAAAUCCGGUCAUGGCCUGAAAGGACUCUGGCAUUACCACAUUUAAAUAGUCAUUUAUUCAUAUUCGUCCGUUCUUCCUGUUUUGGGUUACAAGUGACCCGGUCAGUGCCCGUCUCAGCUAACUUUGGCAGGGUAUGCUCUGAACUUGUUGCCAUCCAAUUGCAGGUCACAUAUUAGUAAAUGACCAUUUAUUCACAGUGACACGGAUUGGCAAAUUAGACUCUUUCAUCAACCUUAUGUGCUAGCAUUGGGAGAAAAUGCACAACAGCUCCACACAUAAAGCACUGCGAGACAGACUUCUUAACCAAAUGCUGCACCUGACACACCCUGACUUAAUGCUUUGUAUAUUUGAUCCAAUUAAUGAACUGUUCAAAGGUUUUCCUUUACAAGCCAGCGUUAAACCUGUUCGACUAACACUUUACAUUUCGGGGUUCUGUUCUAAAGCGUCUGAGAAAUGGUACCAGUUUUAUUAGCAUCGCGGUCACAAUGUUACAAUGCUGUGUCGAUGCCUUUUCUCCUCUUUCGCUUCAUGGAAAGUUACUUCCUCCUCCUCUUAUCACUGCACAGCCACAAACAGCAAGAAGUGCCCUGUUGUCUUGGAUUUGUUCCAGGACUAAUUACAUAACAAUUGAGCGUGUAAUACUGUUUUUGCCUCCUCCUUUCAUGUUUGUGGUGAUGGAAAGAACAAGUGAGAGGAUAGCAUCAUCUGUUUUCAUUUUCUGCUUCAUGACCUGUGUAAUUCUCCGCAAUACGGAUCCUUUUGCUUCUACAAUAAGAGUGAACAGUACCAGCAUAAUGUCAGUUAGGGUCCAUCAGAUGACACUUUUUUUCCCAUACAUGCUUCCACCAGGCAAAAUGUCUGUACAGUGUACAAAUAAACUUCUCAAAUAAUG
Molecule: messenger RNA, 4235 nt
Organism: Hippocampus comes (tiger tail seahorse)
Lineage: Eukaryota; Metazoa; Chordata; Actinopteri; Syngnathiformes; Syngnathidae
Gene: exo1
Product: exonuclease 1
Exons: 13
Coding region: 157-2364 (735 amino acids)
Biological process (GO): mismatch repair; DNA recombination
Cellular component (GO): nucleus
Molecular function (GO): 5'-3' DNA exonuclease activity; metal ion binding; 5'-flap endonuclease activity
Source: RefSeq, a predicted model, not a curated record